Molecule: messenger RNA, 1704 nt
Organism: Propithecus coquereli (Coquerel's sifaka)
Lineage: Eukaryota; Metazoa; Chordata; Mammalia; Primates; Indriidae
Gene: LMAN1L
Product: lectin, mannose-binding, 1 like
Biological process (GO): endoplasmic reticulum organization; endoplasmic reticulum to Golgi vesicle-mediated transport; Golgi organization
Cellular component (GO): endoplasmic reticulum-Golgi intermediate compartment; COPII-coated ER to Golgi transport vesicle; endoplasmic reticulum membrane
Molecular function (GO): D-mannose binding
Source: RefSeq, a predicted model, not a curated record
AUGCCGGUGGUCAGCCAUCCAGAUGCUUUGCUGUGCCGCCUUCUGCUCCUGGCCCCCCACGACGCUGGGCAGGGGCGUCCUCCUCGGCACAGGUUUGAGUAUAAGCUCAGCUUCAAGGGCCCAAGGCUGGCAUUGCCUGGGGCUGGAAUACCCUUCUGGAGCCACCACAGAGACGCCAUCCCGGGCCUGGGGGAAGUGCGGCCGGCGCCAUCCGUGAGGCCCCGCAGUCCCUUCUCCGCCUGGGAGGUGGAGACACAGAUGAGGGUGAGAGCCGCGGCGCGGGGAGCCCAGGGCACGGUCGUGUGGUACACCCGGGACAGGGGCCACGUCGGCUCUGUCCUGGGGGCCUUGGCCUCGUGGGACGGCAUCGCGGUCUUCGACUCCUCUGCCAGGGAUACCCAGCUCAGGCUGAUUGUCACCCCCAUGCAGAGCAGCCCUGGCAUCCACGUGCAGGCCAUCUCAGCUGUGGCCCUGGGGCCCCAGGCCCAGACUUUGCUCCCUGUCCCUGGGAACCAGGAACCACCCCAACAGCCUUGGGGGACGGACACCGGCUGGGGCCUGCGGGACGGAGGCUGCCGGGUGCUGGGCUCCUGUCGUCGGCACUUCUGGAACCGGCCAUGCCCCUUCGGAGUGAGGAUCACCUACUGGUGGCAGAGGCUGCGUGUCUCCUUGAACAGCGGCCUCACUCCCAGCGAUCCAGACAAGGUCUGUGUGGAUGUGGGGCCCCUGCGUUUGGUCCCUGGAGGUUUCUUUGGGGUCUCAGCAGCCACCAGCGUGCUGGCAGAGGACCAUGACGUCCUGUCCUUCCUGACCUUCAGUUUGAGUGAGCUGAGCCCAGAGGUGAUGCCGCCUCGCCCUCUGCCCUCCCUGGAGCAGCUCUGCCUGCAGGGGCAGCUGGAAGGGCUGCAGGCAAGGCUGGCCCUGGGCACCAGGGAGGACAUAAGUCCACAGCCACCCUCUGUGGCUCCAGGAGAGGGGCAAAGGCUCUCCGACCUGGAGGAGACGCUGGGCAGACGCAGCCGGCUCCUGCGGGCUCUGCGGGGUCUCGCCAAGCAGUUGGCCCAGGCUGACAGGCAGUGGAAGAAACAAAUGGGGGCCCCAGGCCAGGCCUGAGGGAAGCCCAGUGAGGGGCCCUUCUGGGCCCUGCACCCCUCCUGCCAGGUUCCAUCGGCCCCAUAGAAAGGUGGCCACUGCUCCAGGUCACUCAGCGAGGACUCCGCCAAAGUCAGUGCCCUGCUCCAUGGACAGCGGACUCUGCUCCAGACCCUGCAAGAGAUGAGGGAUGCAGCAGCCCGCAUGGCCUCAGAAGCCCGGGUCUCCCUGCCUGUGGGUGCCGAGCAUCAUUUCUUAGAGCUGGACCAGAUCCUGAGCCUCCUGCGCAAGGACCUUCGGAGCCCAGCGAAGGCAGCAGCCAAGGCUCUCCACACAUCUGGCUGGCCCCCAGGGGCCUUCUCAUGCCUGCGGCCAGGCAUCUUCCUCUUCUUCCUCCUCAUUCAGACUGUAGGCUUCUGCUACGUGCACUUUAGACAGGAGCUGGGCAAGACCCUUUGGGAGCGUCUGUCCACAGGCAGCCUGCCUCCGGGGCCUGCAGCACACAUCCCUAGGGCCCUGUGGGCUCUGAGGAGGCAGCUGCUCCCGACCCAGCACGCAUGCCUGACCCACCUGGAAGCUGCUGCUCAUCCCGGGGAGGCAGGCAGUGUCUGA